AUAAUAUUUUGGAUUUAUUAUACAAUGAUUCACGAGUUAUGGACCAUUUUCAGUCAAGAUCGUGGGCAUCCGUUUCAGGAAAUUCGAAAAUGCAGGAAAUAACUAAACAAGUUCUAGAUUCAUUCACUUUGUGUCAAUCUGAUGUCGUGGACUUCAAUGGUCUCCAAAUUCGGCUAAAAAAAGAAUUAACAGGGAAAAGGUUUUUACUUGUUUUGGAUGGGUUCGAGAAUGAGAAUUAUCUUGAUUGGGAUAUCCUUCAAAUGCCUUUUGUUUCAGAAAAUAAUGGAAGUAGAAUAAUUGCUACCACACGUAAUAAAAGGGUUGCCACAGCAAUCCGUGCUAAUCUAACUCAUUUCCCCCCGUUCCUAUCUCAAGAGGCUUCAUGGGAGUUAUUCUCAAGUCAUGCAUUCAAGUCUCAAAACUCAAAUGAACGAAGUCGUGUUUUGACGGAAAUUGGUAAAAAAAUCGUUCAAAGGUGUGGUGGUCUCCCCCUAGCCACAAUUACACUAGGGAGUCUCUUAAAUUCAAAAGAGGACAGUGAGGAGUGGGAAAAUGUUUGUACCAGUAAAUUAUGGGAUUUAUCAAGAGGGGGGAACAACAUAUUUUCUGCAUUAAUUUCAAGCUACAUACGCCUGCCUCCAUAUCUCAAGCGGUGCUUUUCAUUUUGUGCCAUCUUUCCGAAAGGCCAUAAAAUAGAAAAAGGGAACUUGAUAUAUUUAUGGAUGGCUGAAGGUCUUUUGCCACGAUCAACAAUGGGAAAGAGAGCAGAAGAUAUAGGAGAAGAAUGUUUUGAGGAGUUGGUGUCGAAGACGUUCUUUCACCACACAUCGGAUGAUUUUUUAAUGCAUAACAUUAUGCAUGAGUUAGCAGAAUGUGUUGCAGGUGAAUUUUGUUACAGGUUGAUGGAUAGUGAUCCAAGCACAAUUGGAGUGAGUAGAGUGCGCCGUAUCUCAUAUUUUCAAGGAACAUACGAUGACUCUGAACAUUUUGAUAUGUACGCUGAUUUCGAGAAGUUGAGGACCUUCAUGCCUUUUAAAUUCUACCCCGUUGUUCCUUCGUUGGGUGGAAUUUCCGCUUCAGUUUCAACUCUAUUAAAAAAACCAAAGCCUCUGCGUGUCUUCUCUUUGUCUGAAUAUCCGAUUACCUUAUUGCCUAGUUCAAUUGGUCAUUUAUUGCAUUUGCGGUAUUUGGAUCUUUCUCGGACUCCAAUUACUUCUCUUCCUGAUUCUAUCUGCAAUCUGUAUAACUUAGAAGCAUUAUUGCUGGUGGGUUGUGCUGAUCUUACUUUGUUACCAACAAAAACAUCCAAGCUUAUCAACCUACGACAAUUGGAUAUUAGUGGCAGUGGUAUAAAAAAGAUGCCUACAAAUCUUGGCAAGUUAAAGUCUCUUCAAUCGUUGCCUCGUUUUGUCGUUAGCAAUGAUGGGGGAUCAAAUGUUGGUGAAUUGGGGGAGAUGUUGGAACUUCGUGGCUCACUUUCCAUUGUGAACUUGGAAAAUGUUCUGCUUAAAGAAGAAGCAUCCAAUGCUGGGUUGAAGCGUAAAAAAUAUCUUCAUGAGGUCGAAUUCAAGUGGACAACUCCAACACACAGUCAAGAGAGCGAAAAUAUUAUAUUUGACAUGCUAGAGCCGCAUCGAAACUUGAAAAGACUUAAAAUAAAUAAUUUUGGUGGUGAGAAGUUUCCAAAUUGGCUAGGGAGCAAUUCAGGUUCUACUAUGAUGUCUCUAUAUCUUGACGAGUGCGGAAAUUGUUUGUCAUUGCCAUCACUUGGACAAUUGUCUAAUCUGAGAGAAAUUUACAUAACUUCUGUUACAAGGUUGCAAAAGGUGGGUCCGGAAUUUUAUGGGAAUGGAUUUGAGGCAUUUAGUUCCUUAAGAAUCAUCAAGUUUAAGGACAUGCUCAAUUGGGAAGAAUGGUCAGUCAAUAAUCAAAGUGGAAGUGAGGGUUUCACUUUGCUUCAAGAGCUUUACAUAGAAAAUUGUCCUAAACUGAUUGGUAAGUUACCCGGCAACCUUCCUUCCUUGGAUAAGUUAGUGAUCACUUCAUGUCAAACUUUAAGUGAUACCAUGCCAUGUGUCCCAAGAUUAAGAGAAUUGAAGAUCAGCGGUUGUGAAGCAUUUGUUUCCUUAUCCGAGCAAAUGAUGAAAUGCAAUGAUUGUCUUCAAACAAUGGCCAUCAGUAACUGCCCAUCUUUGGUCAGCAUCCCUAUGGAUUGCGUCUCAGGGACGCUUAAAUCUCUUAAAGUAUCUUAUUGUCAGAAAUUACAACGAGAAGAGUCUCACUCCUAUCCUGUCCUUGAGAGUUUAAUCUUAAGAAGUUGCGAUUCUCUCGUAUCUUUUCAAUUGGCUUUAUUUCCAAAGCUUGAAGAUCUUUGCAUAGAAGAUUGUAGCAAUCUCCAGACCAUUUUAUCUACUGCAAACAAUCUUCCAUUUCUUCAAAACUUGAACUUGAAAAAUUGCUCAAAACUGGCUCUGUUUUCUGAGGGAGAGUUUUCUACAAUGACAUCACUUAAUUCUCUUCAUCUCGAGAGUCUUCCUACACUCACUUCACUAAAGGGCAUCGGAAUCGAACACUUAACCUCUCUUAAAAAGCUGAAGAUAGAGGAUUGUGGUAACCUUGCCUCUCUACCAAUAGUCGCCUCCCUUUUCCAUCUAACUGUCAAAGGAUGCCCGUUAUUGAAAUCGCAUUUUGAAAGGGUCACCGGAGAAUACUCGGACAUGGUGUCUUCCAUACCCUCUACUAUUAUUGAAGCUUAGAUCGCUCAUUUUAACCAUAUACAUCAGCCGAGAAAAGCAGAGGUAGAGAAGCAAUAGGUAAAAAAAUGCUGAGCGUAUUAACUGCUGGGAAUUGUCCUGUUUCUUUUUGGCCGGAGAAUGCGGCAUCUGAUCACUUCUGUUGUCCGUCUUGCUGUAUUCUGGGACUAAAUUAUUAAGUUCAUACUGCAUAUGAUUUGCAUAAUAAUUGAUAUCUUUGAAUUGCAGAAUUUUGAAAUUGUAAACUUGUCAUGUAUAAAUUUAUCUGGUCAAGUUGAUGCUCAUAAAGUUCUGUGAACGUUGUAGCUUUUUAAUGUCA
Medicago truncatula (barrel medic) is the source of this 3072-nucleotide messenger RNA. RefSeq names its product putative disease resistance RPP13-like protein 1. Gene Ontology annotation, molecular function: ADP binding; protein binding. The record is from RefSeq and is a predicted model, not a curated record. Bases 39 to 2756 code for a protein of 905 amino acids. The transcript is spliced from 2 exons. Lineage: Eukaryota; Viridiplantae; Streptophyta; Magnoliopsida; Fabales; Fabaceae.